Molecule: messenger RNA, 723 nt
Organism: Lycium ferocissimum
Lineage: Eukaryota; Viridiplantae; Streptophyta; Magnoliopsida; Solanales; Solanaceae
Exons: 2
Coding region: 1-723 (240 amino acids)
Source: RefSeq, a predicted model, not a curated record
AUGGAAUUGAUCUCAGACAUUGUUCAAGAAUUUAGUGCCUCCGCACAUACUCCUCGGGAGAUUAAACUUCUUCAGCAGCUGCUACCUGAUUUAGCUCGGCAAGACAGGAUGGUUCAAAACAAAUGGAAGAGCUAUUCAGCAGCAGGGAAUUUUAUAGAAAAGAAUGACGAAAUAGUCCAUAUCAAUAAAUGCAGAUACAUUUAUGCCCGAUUGAAGCGCAAGAUCGCUUUAAUUCGAAAAAAAUACAAAGAUCAACCACUAAAGAGAAUCGAUCUGGUUCUAAAUUUGGUGGUAAGGUGCACCCAACUGAUGAACUUAACAAAUUCAACAAGCCGAGAAAUGCUGAUUCCACUUAAUGAUGGAUAUAGACUUGGAAUUCUUUUGGAAGAUAUAAUCAACAAAACUUACAUCAGACAAAAAUUGUCAAUGAGACAGUUUUAUGGAUUCAGGAUACAACAAAGGCUUAACGAGGGAUACACUCUUCUACAAGCUAGAAGACUAUUGCAGAAGUACAUCGUGGAUGGUUACCUGGCAAUUGAGGAAGAAAGAUUCCAUUAUAUAAAAAAUGACCAGAAAAAACUUAGGUCUAAUCUUGCUUCGAGAUUGAUGGAUGUUGUUGUCCAAGGAGAUUCUGAUUGUUCAAUGGUAGGAAAACUGUCCUAUUGGCUUCUACGCACACUGGGGGACCUAGAUAUAGGGCACAAAAUUAUCAAGAUGCAAUAG